Anisakis simplex (herring worm) is the source of this 411-nucleotide messenger RNA. Lineage: Eukaryota; Metazoa; Nematoda; Chromadorea; Rhabditida; Anisakidae. The record is from the annotation of a GenBank genome assembly.
AUGAGUACUCAACAACCGUCGUCAGCAAGUGCCAUAUCAAUGGGAGCAUUUUCGACGGCUAAAUCUUUGGUGAGUGGUCUGUUGCAAGGUGUUCAAAAGACAGCAGGUGCUGAUCAGUCGAUGAUUUCGCCGAAUUCGGAUACUAGCGGCACGCGGAUCACGCUAGCUUCACCUACGCCAACCUCGACACCGACAACUGGUGUUUCGGGCGCCACUUCUCGUACUUCAGGUACUUCGGCUACAACUUCAGGUAUGUUCACCUCAACCGGAAGUGACAUGACGAGUUCAUUAGUUUCAAUGCAAUCCACCAAAACUGUCAAUUCAAGCAGCUCAUCGUCCAGUUCAAAUUUUGUUGAAUUUCCAUUCGUUUGUAAUGAAGGUCUGUAUGGUAUAGAAAAUAUAUGGUUAUGA